This is a messenger RNA of Aricia agestis (brown argus), 985 nucleotides long. RefSeq names its product ragulator complex protein LAMTOR3 homolog (gene Lamtor3). NCBI's taxonomy places the organism in Eukaryota, Metazoa, Arthropoda, Insecta, Lepidoptera, Lycaenidae. The coding region runs from base 154 to 531 and encodes 125 amino acids. The record is from RefSeq and is a predicted model, not a curated record. Gene Ontology annotation, biological process: cellular response to amino acid stimulus; positive regulation of TOR signaling. The transcript has 3 exons. Gene Ontology annotation, cellular component: Ragulator complex.
CAAAAAAUAGGAAAACAAAUUGUAAUUUUGCAAAUUGUGAUUUGGAUUUCUUUCACCUACGGUAUUUUGUUUGGAUUCUGUUCCUUUCUACCUAAACCCCAGGAUUUUCACAGAUCAAACUUUUCUCUAUAUUUAAAUACUACUAAAUCAAUAAUGGUUGACGACUUACGGAAACAUUUAAAUCAUCUUUUAGAGAAAGUUAACGGUCUUCAUUGCAUCCUGAUCACUGAUCGGGAUGGAGUACCCGUAGUGCGCUCGGUAACUGAGAAAGCACCCCAACUUGCUUUGAGACCAAAUUUCAUAUCAACAUUCGGCAUGGCGACGGACCAAGCGAGUAAACUAGGCUUAGGAAGAAAUAAAACGAUAAUCUCCAUGUAUUCCAGCUAUCAGGUUAUCCAAAUGAAUAAGUUGCCGCUUGUAAUAACAUUUAUUGGCAGUGACAACUGCAACACAGGUCACAUAUUAUCACUGGAGAGCCAAAUUGAACCAUUCCUAAAGGAUCUAGAAACAAUUGUGGCUGAUGCUCCUUAAGACAAUGUACUUUUUGAGGCCUUUCACAUUAUAAUGCACAGACAGGUAUGUUUUAAUAUGCAACAUGACAAAGAAAAGUAUAAUUAUUAACAUUGCAACAUACUUUCUGGAUAUUAAAAACACAUCAUGUGUGUUUUGCAGUUUUAUAUCAGGUACUGGUACCGAUAAUGUGAAAAGGCUGUAAUUCUUAUAAACAUGGUAUUCAUAUUUUAUCAUAAUAAUAUGAUUAUGUUCAUAAAAUUGGUUACAAAGUGAAACAAAAGUGUUCUGUAGAACUAUUUUGCUAAUUGUUCAUAAUAGAUUUUUAAUGAUGAUAAUGUAUAAAAAUAAUUUCUUGCAGCCAUUGGUUGAUCUGAAAUUUUUUUAACAUUUUUAUAUGAUAAAAAUAUGUGACUACUUGAUUAGGUAGCCUGUGUAAUAUAUUCAAGCCUUUACUAUGACUACUAUGUAAAUA